Messenger RNA from Microdochium trichocladiopsis, 1697 nucleotides. RefSeq names its product NADPH dehydrogenase. Lineage: Eukaryota; Fungi; Ascomycota; Sordariomycetes; Xylariales; Microdochiaceae. The transcript is spliced from 2 exons. Gene Ontology annotation, molecular function: FMN binding; oxidoreductase activity. Bases 216 to 1604 code for a protein of 462 amino acids. The record is from RefSeq and is a predicted model, not a curated record.
GGGUGAUCAAGCAUGGUGAAACAGACCAAGGGCCCUUUGACACCAAGGGGCCCUGGAUGUGCCACGUGCAGAGGACUGGUGCAGAAUGGAAUAAUUACGACACAAUCAUUUAAAUAUCCCCUAAUCCCUCGCACCAUCCUGCUGGGGGCGGGGCGUCCUGCAAGAUAGAGUGCUGACAGUUCUCUUCCACAUUCGACCGCCAAGCCCAUCCCACAAUGGCACAACAGCUCCAGAUCGCGCAGCCAAUCACGCUGCCAUGCGGUCUCACGCUGCCCAACCGGCUCGUCAAGGCCGCCAUGGCCGAGAACAUGGCCGCAGCGGCGAGCGGGCUGCCCAACGACGACUUUGUCCGGGUCUACGACGAGUGGGCAAAGGGCGGCUGGGGCAUGGUGCUCACCGGCAACGUCAUGAUCGACCACAAGUGGCUCGGCGACGUGCGCGACACGGCCUACAACCACUCAGUCGAGUACGCCAAGCAGCUCGAGCUGUGGACGAAAUGGGCCGCCACGUGCCAGAGCAGCAGCGGCACCAGCCCGACCAUUGUCCAGAUCAACCAUGCCGGCCGGCAGGCCGUCGCGCAGGCUAAGAAGCGCGGCUGGUUCGACAAGCCCCUCGCACCGAGCGCCAUCCCUCUCGACUUUGGUAACAGCUUCGUCCACCGCCUCGCCGUGUCCGUCUCGUUUGGCAACCCCCGCGCCAUGGUCCAGGACGACAUCGACUCCGUGGUGAAAGGCUUCGUCACGACGGCCCGGCUGGCAUCCGAGGCCGGGUUUGCGGGCAUCCAGAUCCACGCUGCGCACGGAUACCUGCUCGCGCAGUUCCUGUCGCCCAAGUCGAACCAGAGAACAGAUGCAUAUGGAGGGUCUGCCAGGGCACGCGCCAAGAUCGUCGUGGAUAUCAUUCACGCCGUUCGCAAGGUGGUGCCAAGGGAGUUCUGCGUGGGCAUGAAGCUCAACUCGGUUGAUCACCAGUCUGCAGAGGAUCUCCAGGGCUGUCUGGAGCAGCUGGACGAGAUCACGACCGCGGGUAUCGAUUUCCUCGAGAUCAGUGGUGGUACUUAUGAAGAUCCCACGUUUAUUCUCAACCGCGAACAUCAGGAGCUCGAGGAGCAGCAACAGAACCAGCAGCCCACAGAGAAGUCCGCGCGGACAAAAGCCCGGGAAGCCUUCUUCAUCGAGUUCGCCGAAUCCAUCCGCAAGGCGAUCCCCAACAACGUACCUCUCGUGCUCACCGGCGGCUUCCGGACACGUGUGGGCAUGGAGUCCGCCCUGAGCGACAACGCGUGCGACAUGGUCGGCAUUGCCCGACCUGCCGUGAUGAACCCUCACUGGGCCAAGGACGUGCUACUGAACCCUGCUGUCUCGGACGAGGACGCCACAAUCAAAGUCAAGGUCGUCCCCCCACCGUUGGCGCAGAAGCUGGUUAAGGUGAAGGCUUUGGGUGCGAGUGCCGAAGCGGUAAGUUAUGACCCGACCCCAACGCUUAGGACGUGCGAGAAGAAGAUGAGUUGGGUCCGGAAGCUAACCUAUUCUUUUUCUCGGCUCUAUCUAGGCGUGGUAUGCUGCCCGGAUACGAGCCUUUGGCAAAUCAACGUGUUGACCUAAUAAAACCUUGUAUGAACACUGAGACCGGUACAUAGACAGCGCUUAGCAUAAAUAGAUGAUAUCACAAUUUUAAGUUAAGGAAAGAACACUUGC